ACCACCCGACACCCCAAAAACCCAGAAGGAGACACCCGAGGACACCCCCCGAAAACCCCCGACGGAAGCCAUGGAGGAAAAAGGCCGGAAAAGCGAGGAAAAGGGGGAUCCCCCCGGGAAAAAGGAGGAGGGAGAAGGGGGGACGGCGGCGCCGUGGCCUUGAAGAAGGAAAUCGGACUGCUCAGCGCCUGCGGCAUCAUUGUGGGGAACAUCAUCGGGUCGGGGAUCUUCGUGUCGCCGCGGGGCGUGCUGGAGAACGCGGGCGCCGUGGGGCUGGCGCUGGUGGUGUGGGGCGCGACGGGCGCCAUCACGGCCGUGGGGGCCCUGUGCUACGCCGAGCUGGGGGUCGCCAUCCCGCGCUCGGGGGGCGACUACGCCUACGUGACCCACAUCUUCGGGGGGCUGGCGGGGUUCCUGCGGCUGUGGAUCGCGGUGCUGGUGAUUUACCCCACCAACCAGGCCGUCAUCGCCCUCACCUUCGCCCACUACGCUCUGCGCCCGCUGCUGCCCUGCGACGCCCCCGAGCCCGCCCUGCGCCUGCUGGCCGCCGCCUGCCUGCUGCUGCUCACCUGGGUGAACUGUGCGAGCGUGCGCUGGGCCACGCGGGUUCAGGACGUGUUCACGGCGGGGAAGCUGCUGGCGCUCGCCCUCAUCAUCGGCACCGGGCUCGUCCGCAUCUGCCAGGGUCACCACUCGUGGCUGUCGCCGUCGCGGGCGUUCUGGUUUUGGGGCGCGGGGCCGUCGGGGGGCUCCUUGGCCCUCGCCUGCCUCCAGGGAUCCUUCGCCUACGGAGGAUGGAACUUCCUCAACUACGUCACCGAAGAGUUGGUGGAGCCGCACCGGAACCUGCCCCGCGCCAUCUUCAUCUCCAUCCCUCUCGUCACCUUCAUCUACGUCUUCGCCAACGUCGCCUACGUCACCGCCCUCAGCCCCCACGAACUCCUCCAGUCCAGCGCCGUGGCCGUGUCGUUCGGGGAGCGGGCGCUGGGCGCCAUGGCGUGGGUGAUGCCGCUCGCCGUCGCCCUCUCCACCUUCGGCGGAGUCAAUGGGUCCCUCUUCACCUGCUCACGUCUGUUCUACGCUGGUGCUCGUGAGCGGCACCUCCCGUCGCUGCUGGCCAUGAUCCACGUGCGGAGGAGGACCCCCAUCCCCGCCCUGGCCGUCACCUGCGUGUCGACGCUGCUGAUGCUGGUGACGGGGGACAUCGAGACGCUCAUUAAUUACGUGGGGUUCGUUAAUUACCUGUGGUACGGGGUGACGGUGGCGGGGCUGGUGGUGCUGCGGCGCCGGGCGACCGCGCGGCACAGCCUGCAGGUGCCGCUGGUUUUCCCGGCGCUCUUCUUACUGGUUUGGGCGGCGCUGCUGCUGUUCUCGCUGUGGUCGGAGCCGCUGCCGUGCGGCUUGGGCCUCGCCGUCAUGGCCACCGGGGCCCCCCUUUACCUGCUGGGGGUGCGCGGGGGCACCCGCCUGCCCGCCCUGCGCAGGGCCCUCGACUCUCUGACGCUCUUCGGGCAGCGCCUCUGUCUCGUCGUUUACCCCCACAGUGACUCUCCUGCGCCCCAUAGCGACGCCCCCGCGCCCCACGGCAAAGCCCCCCGCCCCAUAGCGACCCCCGGCAGCCCCUCACCUCUCAGCCCCACAACUGACCUCCCCCCCCCAACCCCUCCCAGCCCCACACCUGAGCCCCGUGGGGCUGCCCCACACCUUCCCCCCUCAGUGCCUUCUCCUGCCCCAUAGCGCAGCCCCAGUGCCUUACAGCCUGCCCCAUAGCGAGGGGGCCUGCCCCAUAGGAAACCUCCCUGCCCCAUAGCGUGCCUGCCCCAUAGCAAAGGGCCUCUGCCCCAUAGCGGAGUCGCCUGCCCCACAUCGGUUUCACCCCCCAAGUGACCCCCCAGGUGAGAGUGUGACCCACAGCCUGCCCCACACAUCGUCCUCCUGCCCCACAGAUGGUCCUCCUGCCCCACAGCCCCCCCUCUCUGACCCACAGAUCCCCUCGCCGUGGGUCGCGCCCCCUCGCCGUGGGGCAGGGCUGCUCCCGACAAUCAAGGAUUCAAUAAACGUGGGUGCCCGCA
Messenger RNA from Cuculus canorus (common cuckoo), 2072 nucleotides. RefSeq names its product solute carrier family 7 member 8 (gene SLC7A8). Gene Ontology annotation, molecular function: L-amino acid transmembrane transporter activity; neutral L-amino acid transmembrane transporter activity. Gene Ontology annotation, cellular component: membrane. The record is from RefSeq and is a predicted model, not a curated record. NCBI's taxonomy places the organism in Eukaryota, Metazoa, Chordata, Aves, Cuculiformes, Cuculidae. Gene Ontology annotation, biological process: amino acid transmembrane transport; neutral amino acid transport. The annotation marks the transcript as partial. The transcript is spliced from 11 exons.